UAGACGCAGGAGCGGAGAAUCCUUCACUUCCGGCGGCGAGGACGCGCCUCUGGUUGGGGCGGUGUAAGCUCCGUUCGGAAGUCCGAGUUCCAGCGGGCCUCCUUAGAGACUCCUGGAAUCUCGUCUCCAUCUAGCCCACUAUGGUCCAGCUGACUCCCCUCCUCUGGAAGACAUACCGGGCCGGCCAUGUGGCCAUCCGCCUGUCCCUCAGCGGCUGCACCAACCGACCCUUCUACCGCAUUGUGGCUACCUACAACAAGCGCACCCGGGACGGUCGUUACCUGGAGCAGCUGGGCUGCUAUGACCCCAUGCCCAACACAAACGGGGAGAAGCUCGUGGGCCUUAACCUGGAGAGAAUCCAGCACUGGCUAGGCUCAGGGGCCCACCUCACCAAGCCGGUGGAGAAGCUUCUGGGUCUUUGUGGAUUUUUCCCUCUGCAUCCCAUGACUAUCACCAAUGCAGAGAGGCUUCAUCGGAAACGUGCUCUUGAAGCCAUUUCAGCUUCUCAGGCAGAAAACACAGAGUCGCCGCCCAGUUGAGCUGUGUGAGCAGCAUUUGCAAGUCCAAUCAAGAAACAUUUCUUAAGUGCUCCUCUGUGCCAGAUGCUCUGCUAAAAUAUACCUUAGUCUCAAGAACUCAUUCUGUUCUGAGGUGAAUAAAGGGGAUUUUCAGA
Molecule: messenger RNA, 673 nt
Organism: Antechinus flavipes (yellow-footed antechinus)
Lineage: Eukaryota; Metazoa; Chordata; Mammalia; Dasyuromorphia; Dasyuridae
Gene: MRPS16
Product: mitochondrial ribosomal protein S16
Exons: 3
Coding region: 141-539 (132 amino acids)
Biological process (GO): mitochondrial translation
Cellular component (GO): ribosome; mitochondrial small ribosomal subunit
Molecular function (GO): structural constituent of ribosome
Source: RefSeq, a predicted model, not a curated record